Molecule: messenger RNA, 1560 nt
Organism: Castor canadensis (American beaver)
Lineage: Eukaryota; Metazoa; Chordata; Mammalia; Rodentia; Castoridae
Gene: Abhd17a
Product: abhydrolase domain containing 17A, depalmitoylase
Biological process (GO): protein depalmitoylation; regulation of postsynapse organization
Cellular component (GO): endosome membrane; plasma membrane
Molecular function (GO): palmitoyl-(protein) hydrolase activity
Source: RefSeq, a predicted model, not a curated record
GGAGCGGUGGCGGUGGCUGCGGCGGCGCAAGAGGCCGGGCCGGGCACCGAGCGUCCGACUGGCCGACGGACUCACGGGCGGGUCGCCGGGAGUCAUGGAGCGCAGCCCCGGGGCCAGGGGACGCGGGCCAGGGCGGGUUUCCCACUGCACGACAUGGAGACCUGUGGCUGUAAGGCUCCCGGGGGCUCAGCUUGGACUACGAUGGGGCUGGGUUGUAGCCUCCUAACGAGGCUCUUGUCUGGGGCAGUGACCUGGGAGGCUCCCUCCCCACUGCCCGUGUCUCAGAGUGCCCCCAUACCUCCUCUGCAUAGUGAGGCCAGACGUUGUUAUUGGCGGGUGCCCUGGAGGAGGCCUAGCGUGGGGCCUGGUGCCCGCCAUGAACGGCCUAUCAGUGAGUGAACUCUGCUGCCUCUUCUGCUGCCCACCAUGUCCUGGCCGCAUUGCCGCCAAGCUCGCCUUCUUGCCUCCAGAGCCCACCUACUCACUGGUGCCUGAACCUGAGCCAGGGCCUGGUGGGGCUGGGGCUGCACCCUCAGGGUCCCUACGGACCUCUGCAGGCACCCCUGGGCGUUGGAAGAUCCACCUGACAGAGCGUGCUGACUUCCAGUACAGCCAGCGUGAGCUGGACACCAUCGAGGUCUUCUUGACCAAGAGCGCCCGAGGAAACCGCAUCUCCUGCAUGUAUGUGCGCUGCGUGCCAGGUGCCAGGUACACGGUGCUCUUCUCGCAUGGCAACGCAGUGGACCUGGGCCAGAUGAGUAGCUUCUACAUCGGCCUGGGGACCCGCAUCAGCUGCAAUGUCUUCUCUUAUGACUACUCUGGCUAUGGUGUAAGCUCAGGCCGGCCCUCUGAGAAGAACCUCUACGCAGACAUUGAUGCUGCCUGGCAGGCCCUACGCACCAGGUAUGGCAUCAGUCCGGAUAGCAUCAUCCUGUAUGGGCAGAGCAUUGGCACAGUGCCCACGGUAGACCUGGCUUCGCGUUACGAGUGUGCUGCAGUGGUUCUGCACUCACCACUCACCUCGGGCAUGCGUGUUGCCUUCCCUGAUACCAAGAAGACCUACUGCUUUGAUGCAUUCCCCAACAUCGAGAAAGUGUCCAAGAUCACAUCCCCUGUGCUUAUCAUCCAUGGCACGGAGGACGAGGUGAUUGACUUCUCACAUGGGCUGGCGCUGUACGAGCGUUGUCCCAAGGCCGUGGAACCGCUGUGGGUGGAGGGCGCUGGGCACAACGACAUCGAGCUUUACAGCCAGUACCUGGAGCGCCUACGCCGCUUCAUUUCCCAGGAGCUGCCCAGCCAGUGUGCCUAGCAGCGGUCAGCACACCCACUGCACCAGGAUUUCAGCAAUAAGCUGGCCGCCAGACUUGUCGCACUGUGGCCUGGGAGCUGCAUGUGGCCUCCUGGGCGACCUGGGUCCCCCAGGCAGCGAGCAGGUGGCCAGGACCCCGCCCCGGCCCAGGGGCCAUGGACCAAUGUACAGGCGCAGAGCUACAUGCUCCUCGUUUUGGAAGCAAAAAGGCAAGAAAACAAAAAUUAAAGAUUUAAGAUUUCAGGGUUUCU